AUGGACACCUACGCCGCAGACUUUACUGACGUAUCCAAGCAGUAUGCCGCUUAUCCCGAGGCCGCAGCUUCCCCCCUGCCAGACUGGUUCGAUUUCCUUACUCCUGAUCACCAGGACAGCGAUUCAGUGCCGUUGCCCUCCCCGACCCUGCCGAUGCUGCCGCUUGACGUCAUGAAUGUGCUGGGAUCGACGUCGCCUCCCCACAAGCGUCGCUGCGUCUCGGCCACGCCUGAACUUGGUCAAGAUUUGUAUCCGUCACCACCCCAGGCGCCGGUUCAACCCUCGCAGUUUAAUUACCAGUACCAGACGUAUGCAUACCCUGCCUCGCCUACUCAGUUCCACCCCAACUCUGUGGUGCCGGUGGCUCCCACAGAAGUCCCACAUGACAAAAGGCUUCCAUUGUACCAAGGCAGUGUGCGUGUCCCCUCCACGACUCCUGCUCCGAUGGUGAUCAACUCAGCGCUCGGGCCCGUGGCUGUGUCUUACAACUUGCCUACUGCUUUAAAGGGUCGGCGUCCUCCUCGCAGGAGAAACAAGAACUCGGAGUGCCAGGUGUGCCAGAAGAAGUUCGACAGUCGCUACAAGCUGAAGGCGCACAUGAAUUCACAUCUGAAUAAACGACCCUUCGUGUGUGAUAUCUGUGGCCAGGCCUUUCUCAGGAAUCAUAACCUGGCGUCCCAUCGUCGAACGCAUGAGGUUGAGUAUGCCUACAGCUGUCAGCAUUGUAACCGUGGCUUCAGGAGGCCGGCGGAGCGUCUUCUUCACCUGUUGCUGAAAGUUUGUCAACGGCAGGUUAAUCUGAUACGACGAACCACUCAUGGCUGGAACUGUCACGGUUGUAACGUCACGUUCACCGAUCUUACCGCUGUACAAGAACAUGUUCAACAACACAAGCUGAGUGAGGGACCCCGACGUGCCUGUCCGGUGUGUCAUAUUCUGUUUACUGGACAGCGUGACCAUAAGAUCCUUGCGCAUGUUAAGUCCUACCACCCGGACUACUUGAGGAACCUUGGCUAG
Molecule: messenger RNA, 1017 nt
Organism: Penaeus monodon (black tiger shrimp)
Lineage: Eukaryota; Metazoa; Arthropoda; Malacostraca; Decapoda; Penaeidae
Product: zinc finger protein 574-like
Exons: 1
Coding region: 1-1017 (338 amino acids)
Biological process (GO): regulation of transcription by RNA polymerase II
Cellular component (GO): chromosome
Molecular function (GO): chromatin insulator sequence binding
Source: RefSeq, a predicted model, not a curated record